Amyelois transitella is the source of this 1909-nucleotide messenger RNA. Its product is annotated as glucose-fructose oxidoreductase domain-containing protein 1. Gene Ontology annotation, molecular function: nucleotide binding. Lineage: Eukaryota; Metazoa; Arthropoda; Insecta; Lepidoptera; Pyralidae. The transcript has a single exon. The record is from RefSeq and is a predicted model, not a curated record. The coding region runs from base 171 to 1376 and encodes 401 amino acids.
GUCACUUUUUAUCUUCGUAUCGUUUCAUUGAAUUUAUUUUGAUCUUUGAUAAUUUUAAAGCUGAGGUUUUGUUUGUAAUCCGUAAAUAUAAAUUAACCGGCGUUAUUAUCAUUUGGUGAUAAAAUCUCAAUAGAAUUGUUGCUUUCUUCAUGCAGUAAAAGGUUGAUAAUAUGCUACCAGGCAUUGGCGUCUUCGGUACAGGCGCUAUAGCUAAAGUCCUGGUCCCAUUUCUUAGAGAAAAAGGGUUCUCAGUUGAAGCGAUAUGGGGAGUCACCCUGCAAGAAGCCGAAACAGCAGCCAAGGAGCUAGAGAUCCCAUUUUUUACCAACAAAAUAGAUGAUGUUCUUCUAAAGAAAAAUGUCAAUCUUGUGUUUAUAGUAUGCGCCCCAAAUUUGCAUGCUCAAAUAUCUGUGAAGGCUCUGGGCAUAGGAAAACAUGUCGUUUGUGAUAAGCCGGCUGGUCUUUGCCAGGCUGAAGCCCUGAAAAUGGUUCGGGCAGCACAGUAUUACCCUACUCUAAUCUCUAUAAUAAAUCAUUCACUUAGAUUCUUGCCAGCAUUUAGUCACAUGAGAAAGAGUAUUCAAGAAGGAUACCUGGGUGAUCCAGAGGAAUUGACUUUGAUAGAUGUGAGAGUACAAAUGGGGCCUUUGUUAGGUGACAGUUACAACUGGUUAUGUGAUGACACAAUGGGAGGAGGUUCUCUAACUUUAGUCGGGAGUCAUGUAAUUGAUUUAGUUACCUUUCUCACAGGCCAAAAAGUUGUCAAAGUCCAUGGUGUAUUGAGGACUUUUGUGGAUGAAACACCUAAAGUGUCAGGUAUAAGAAAGAUUACUGCACCAGAUUUUUGUACAUUUCAAUUACAAAUGGACAAGGGUUUAUUGGUGACAACCACCGUAAACAACCAUUUACCAGGCCCUUGUUUCAAUCAAGAGAUUUAUGUUUGCAGCAAAAAAGGUUACUUGGUGGUGCGAGGAGGAGACUUGCAUGGGAAACUGCACAAGAUUAAUACAAAAAAUAUUACUGAAGAUGAAGGAAAGAGGCCUCAUGAUAAGGAAGAAGUGAUUUAUGUUGAUGUUGAAGAUUUAAGUUGUGCUUCUAGUGUAGUUCCAAAACCAUAUAUAAAAGGUCUUUGUAAAAUGAUUAGCGCCUUGAAAGAGGCAUUUUUGCCAGUCAAAGAACAAAUGGAUUGGGUGAAAGAGCCAGUGAGGGCUGCGGCAACAUUUGAAGACGGGCAGAGAGUCCAGGCUACUAUGGAGGCUCUACGGCAAUCAAAUGAAGAUGGCUGUUGGACUACAGUACACCUGUUGACGGAGCCACCUGACCCAAACCCAGCUUUAUCUGCUGCCGUGAGACGCACCGCCAUAUCAUUGCAAUAGUUUAGUUAAUUAACCAUUUAAAGAAAUGCCAUGAGUUGUGUACCUUAAUUUUUUAAGUAAUCCUGAUUUAGACUGAAUAAUAAAAUGAAAGUCAGUAUUGUACUAUUUGUAUCUUGUAAUGUAGUAUUUUGUAUUGUAAUUUUUCAAUGUUUUUAAUAAUUUAUAAUGCACAAUCUCUGUUUAUUAUAAUUAUUAUUAUUUUAUUGGUUUUGCACCUUGCUUUUGUGUUAAUUUAUUUUUCUUAUUAUAAAUCAGCUUUUUUCAUGAUGUAUAAAAAAAAAUAACUAGUAACUAGGUAUUUCUGAAGACUAUAAAAAGCAUACUUUGUGUAAAAUUCUUGAUGUGUCCUUUGUGCAACCAAAAGUAUGAUCCGAGAAAUAGUUUAGGGUGUGCCUCAAAAUGUGUUAAGAGGAAUACCAACUUCAAUAUAAAUCCUAAGUAACACAGGCUUUAAUUAAUUUUUUUUAUUGAUAAUUGUACCUAAUAUAUAUUUUUUAUAAUACAUCCCAUAAAUAAAAGGUGUCAUUGAUGUA